AUGCCCGUCCCCAUUGCCGCCGCAGCGGCAGCCGCCGGCGCCGCCGCCAGCGCCGCCGCCUAUCUCAACGCCAAAUACCAUAUCGCGCACGACCUGCGUGGCGAGCUGCUGGCGCCCGUGGCCGCCGCCUACGUCGCCAUGCGCUCGUACAAGAAGCGGCUGCUCAACCACCACGUGCUCGAGGAGCAGGCCGCACGCCAGCCCGACCACCCUUUCCUGAUCUUCAACGCCGCGGGCGGCGACAACAGGCGCGAGUGGACCUACGCCGAGUUCUUGCACGACGUCCGCCGGGUGGCGAAUUGGCUGAAGGACGAUUUGGGUGUUGCGGUCAGCGAGAUCGUCGCGCUCGACGGCGAGAAUAGCCCUGAGUACAUGCUUCUGUGGUUUGCGCUCGAUGCCAUCGGUGCCGUGCCCAGCUUCAUCAACUGCAACUUGACCAGCAAUGCGCUGGUGCAUUGCGUGACGCUCUGCAAAUGCCGCUACCUGCUGUGCGAUGUCGAAACAAAGCCAUUGGUCGAGCCGCACGAGGCUGAACUCCAACAAUCCAACAUCCGCACCCUCUACUACACCCCCACCCUCCUCACCACCCUCACCACCCCCUCCACCCCCAUCCCCGCCCUCCUCACCUCCCCCCUAACCCCUCACUCCCUCCGCGCCCUCAUCUACACCUCCGGCACCACCGGCCACCCCAAAGCCACGCAAAUCUCCACCCUCCGCGACCUCCUCACCGGGCACAUGGUCGCGCACGCCCUCCACCUCACCCCCUCCUCCCGCAUGUACACCUGCAUGCCGCUGUACCACAUCGCGGCCCACAGCCUGUGCACGCUCGCGCUCCUCCACGGCGGCGGCACCGUCGUCCUCGCGCGCCGCUUCUCGCACCGCACCUUCUGGCCGGACGUGCGCGCCGCCCGCGCCAACGCGAUGCAGUACGUCGGGGAAUUGUGUCGGUACUUGAUGAACGCGCCGGCGGACCCGGUGGGGGAUAGGAUGCACGAGGUGCGGUUGGCCUGGGGGAACGGGAUGCGGCCGGAUGUGUGGGAGGGGUUCAGGGAGAGGUUUGGGGUGGGGGAGGUGGCGGAGCUGUAUGGCGCGACGGAUGGGUUGGCGGGGAGCGUCAAUGUCAAUAGGGGGGUUUUUACGAGGGGGGCGUUGGCGCUGAGGGGGCGGGUGUGGCGGUGGAGGAAUGGGGGGAGGUCGGCGAUUGUGAGGGUCGAUGCGGAGGGGGAGGUGGUGAGGGGGGAGAAGGGGUGGGCGGUGGUGUGUGAGGAUGGGGAGGCGGGGGAGUGGUUGCAGCGGAUGGAUAGGCGGAUGCCGGAUGAUGGGUUUGCGGGGUAUUUUGGGAAUCCGGAGGCGGGGAGGAAGAGGAAGUUGGAGGGCGUGUUUGAGGAGGGGGAUUUAUGGUUCCGCACCGGCGACAUGCUCCGGCUCGACUCGGAAGGCCGCCUCUUCUUCGUCGACCGCCUCGGCGACACCUUCCGCUGGAAAGCCGAAAACGUCUCCACCAACGAGGUCGCCGAUGUCGUUGGGGCCUUCGCCCAGGUCGCCGAGGCCAACGUGUACGGUGUCGCGGUCCCGCAUGCCGACGGCCGCUGCGGUGCGACCGCCAUCACCUUCGUCGACGGCGUCACCGGUGCAGACGGUUUCGACUUCAAAGGGCUGGCGGACCACGCCGUCCGCUCGCUGCCGCGCUACGCGGUGCCCGUGUUCGUGAGGGUUACGCCGAAGCUGGAUUAUACGGGGACGCUGAAGAUGCAGAAGGGCAGGUUGAAGGAGGAGGGCAUUGAAGUUGGGAAGGUGGAGGAGAGCGGCGAUCAGUUGUACUGGUUGCCGCCGGGUGGAGAUUGCUAUGUGCGGUUUAGGGAUGAGGACUAUGCGCGGAUCAAGAGCGGGGAGGUGAAGCUGUGA
Molecule: messenger RNA, 1905 nt
Organism: Diplodia corticola
Lineage: Eukaryota; Fungi; Ascomycota; Dothideomycetes; Botryosphaeriales; Botryosphaeriaceae
Product: fatty acid transporter
Exons: 5
Coding region: 1-1905 (634 amino acids)
Molecular function (GO): long-chain fatty acid transmembrane transporter activity; long-chain fatty acid-CoA ligase activity
Source: RefSeq, a predicted model, not a curated record